Molecule: messenger RNA, 3288 nt
Organism: Zygosaccharomyces rouxii
Lineage: Eukaryota; Fungi; Ascomycota; Saccharomycetes; Saccharomycetales; Saccharomycetaceae
Gene: VHC1
Product: Vhc1p
Exons: 1
Coding region: 1-3288 (1095 amino acids)
Biological process (GO): potassium ion homeostasis; potassium ion import across plasma membrane; chloride transmembrane transport
Cellular component (GO): membrane
Molecular function (GO): potassium:chloride symporter activity
Source: RefSeq, a predicted model, not a curated record
AUGUCUGGAAUCACUGGAUCCCAGCCGCAAGAGACGGAGGAGCAUACUUCGCUAUUAGCUCCAUCUUCAACGAGACGUAAGUAUUUUAAUUAUGACUAUCAAUCUACGACACCCGUUCAGAGGAAAGUUUCCUCCAAAUAUGAUCCUGAAAAUCCUAAUAAGGAUAAAUUAGGUACUUAUGAUGGUGUCUUUGUUCCGACAGCUUUAAACGUUUUAUCAAUUUUAAUGUUUCUUAGAUUUGGAUUUUUAUUAGGACAGCUUGGUCUAAUAUGUGCACUGGGAUUUUUGAUUUUGAGUUAUGCCAUUAAUCUCUUAACAACGUUGAGUAUUUCUGCAAUUUCAACAAAUGGUACGGUUAGGGGUGGUGGUGCAUACUAUAUGAUUUCGAGAAGUCUGGGACCUGAAUUUGGUGGAGCGAUUGGAUUAGUAUUCUUUUUAGGCCAAGUCUUCAAUGGUGGUAUGAAUGCUGUUGGUGUUAUUGAGCCAAUUCUUUACAAUUUUGGCCAUUCAUUACCGUAUGAACCACCUGCCGCUAUUUGGGAGAUAUUACCAAGGGGCAGAUGGGUGGAAUUUGGAUAUGCCACUGUGAUUUUGUUACUUUGUCUAGCUGUGGCUCUCGUUGGAUCUCAAACAGUUUCAAGAGCUGGUAACUUUUUAUUUUGUAUACUUGCCACUUCCACUGCAUUCAUACCAAUUUCAACUUUAAUAAUGAAACCUUUCCAACAUGGUGAUAUGAUUUAUACUGGUCCAUCUUGGGAAACUUUUAAAGGUAACCUUCUACCGCAUUUGACUAAAGGUGCUGCAGGAUCUCUUUUAAAAGGUAAAGAAACGCUUAACGAUUUAUUUGGUAUUAUGUUCCCUGCAACUGCCGGUAUAUUUGCAGGUGCUGGUAUGUCAAGUGAACUGAGGAAGCCAUCUAAAUCAAUUCCUAAGGGAACACUUUGGGGGUUACUUUUCACUUUCAUCUGUUACACAUUUGUUGCCAUUUCAAUGGCAUCUUCCAUUCCAAGACAAACUUUUUACAGAGAUGUUCAGGUAAUUCAAUCUGUCAGUGCCGGUCCUUGGAUUAUUUUAAUGGGGGAGUUGGCUACUUCUUUAUUUUCUACUAUCAUGGGACUCGUCGGUGCUGCUUAUGUACUGGAAGCCAUAGCAAAUGAUAGUAUCAUUCCAGGAAUAUCAAUUUUCCAUAAGAAACCGCUGGCGGCUCUUUUGUUCACUUGGGCUUUAACUCAAUCAUGUUUGUUCUUAGAUGUGAACAAGAUUGCUGUCUUUAUUACAAUGACUUUCCUAAUGACAUUUGCAGUCAUGAAUUUAGCAUGUUUCCUUUUAGUGAUUUCAUCUGCCCCCAAUUUUAGACCAUCUUUCAAAUAUUUUGAUAGAUUCACAGCAUUUACAGGUGCUUUAAUGUCGACAGCAGCAAUGUUUGUCGUUGAUGGUAUUUCAGCAUCUGCUGUCAUAUUAGGGAUGACUAUCCUGUUCAUUGUGAUUCAUUACUUAUGUCCACCAAAACCGUGGGGGGACGUAUCUCAAAGUUUAAUCUAUCACCAAGUGAGAAAGUAUUUGUUAAGAUUAAGACAAGAUAAUAUCAAGUAUUGGAGACCUCAAAUUCUUUUGCUAGUGGAUAAUCCUCGUACCAGCUGGAAUUUAAUCAAGUUCUGUAACAAUCUUAAAAAAGGUGGUCUUUACAUAUUGGGACACGUUACGGUUACUGAUAAUUUCCAGGAGCAAUUCCAGGAACUAAGAAAACAACAAAAGGCUUGGAUGUCUAUCAGAGAACUUACUAAGAUUAAGGCAUUUGUACAAAUUGGAACGGGCCCAAGUUUACCUUGGGGUGUUAGAAACGUCUUUCUGGGUUCAGGUCUUGGAGGUAUGAGACCCAAUAUUACAGUUUUAGGAUUUUUCGAUUUGAAACAUCACCACGAAGUUUCUGGUAAUGAAUCAAUUAGUAGUCAAACUAAUGCGGCAAAUUGGGGCGAAAGACUACCAACUGAUGAUUGUAAAAAUGAGAACAAGAUUAGAGUACAACAGUGGGUAGAAAUUCUGGAAGAUUUAUCGUUGAUGCAUUCAAACAUCGCUAUUGCUCAUGGGUUUCAAAAAUUGAAUACGGAUGAAUUAAACAACCAGGAAGAGCCAGAAGAGAAAAAAUGCAUUGACCUAUAUCCCAUUCAGAUGUGUGCUAAGAUGAAAGUACAAAGUGAUUCCCCCUCUGUCGUUACAACGAACUUUGAUACAUAUACUUUGAUCUUACAAUUGGGGGCUAUCUUGGUGACAGUGCCUGAAUGGAAACGUACACACAGAUUGAGAGUUAUACUGUUUGUGGAAAAGCAUUUGGAUAGAAGUGAAGAACUCCGGAGGAUGCAAAACCUAUUGGCCGUUUUAAGAAUCGAAGCUGAAGUCUUGGUGGUGGCGCUAGAUCAGUUCAGAGUCUAUAAUACGAUUGUCAAAGGUGAUCCAAUAAAUUUCGAGUACGUAAAUUCAGUCUUGAAAUAUGAUUCCUGGUGGCAAGAUUUGGUCGAGGCUAGAAACACCUUAAAACCUAAACGUAGGUUUUCCACUAUAGAUACCCUUCAAAAUAAACCUGUGAAUGUGAAGCCACAACCGCAGAAAUAUAAGUUAUCAAAGCUACAGAGGCUUGGCGUUAGCUUUACAAUGAGCUCAAGUAUGCCACAUAACGCUUCUUUCCUCAGUGACUCCUUAGACGAUGACACUGAAGUCGGAUCCAUCCGAGAUACUUCCCCAUCAAUACCUCCUAUGAAAGAUAGAAUUAACUAUGAACAUACAAGAAGAAGAAAUAACAAUAGUGGGAGAGUUAUCUCACCAUCCUAUCGUAAUGUCGAUGAAAUCAACAAGAACGCAUCAAGGCCUGUAUUUUCCAGUAACAAAUUGCCCAAUACAAAAGUCUUGGAAGAUCAAAGCGGUGAUAAACCAACCAUUGUACCAGUAAUGGAAAGUACGUCUUCCACUAAUGAAACAGGAACCUCUAGACAGCAAGGUUUGUCAGAUUUAUCACGCAACUAUUCCGGUGACAGUUUAGUGACAUCCAUGCAGAACCUAGUAUUUAACGAUUUACCCAGUAGGGCUCAACAUUUGAUUUUGAACGAUAUGAUGUCACAAAUUUCAGGAAACUCAGAUUUGAUUUUUUCCACUUUACCAAUCCCACCUUUGGGUACACAUCAGGAUGAAGAAGCCAGCUUAUGCUACGUCGAAGAUCUUCACACAUGGCUUCAAGGACUACCUGCGGCAAUGUUAAUUAAUUCACAAACCAUGACUGUCACAACAGCUUUAUAG